AUGGAGCAGUGGGAGCUUCCGGAUCUGCGCCCGUCAGUCGGCUAUCAAUUCCAGCUUCAGAGCGGUAAUUCUUUCUCGGAACACAGCGGACUCGCAUCCACCUCUACCCCAGCCCCCGCCAAUUCUACACGCAACGGCAACGGUAUCAGCACCCAUACCCGCACCAAAGCCGUCACUUUCAAGCCCUUGAGCUAUUACACCUUGGAUUCCGUCAAGAAGAGACACAAAGACACGGAACGUACACUCAACAAUCUUCUUGAGAUCUCUGAGAGGCAGAACAACAGGUAUGCUGAAGACAUCGAGAAGCUGAAGCAAUCUCACAAAUACUUGGCUAGUUUGAAGGAGUUGAAGAGAACGGUGGAUAAGGCUCACGACAAGGCGGAUCGUUUGGCGGAGGAGCGACAAAACUGGAUGAGCUUGGUGGAGUCGCUGCAGUUCAAGAGCGUGGAAGAUGAGACGGAGAUGGCAUCGGAGGACUCCAAGACUUCCGUUGAGAAAGAGUCUAAACAUGAGUUUGAGCAUGAGUCUGAGAACGGAUCUGAUGAUAAUUUUCUGAACGAUUCUGACUAUGAGUUUAACGAUGACUCUGAGGAGGAGUCUGAGGGUGACUCUGAGGAUGAGAUUGGAAAGGGAAUCGGAGAGGAUGAUGAGGGGGCGGAGAACUCUGAGCAGGACUCUGAGGAGGAAGAGGACUCGGAGUCCAAUUGCUCCGAGGAUGAGGAUGAUUACUGA
Messenger RNA from Neurospora hispaniola, 732 nucleotides. RefSeq lists its product as uncharacterized. The record is from RefSeq and is a predicted model, not a curated record. Lineage: Eukaryota; Fungi; Ascomycota; Sordariomycetes; Sordariales; Sordariaceae. Bases 1 to 732 code for a protein of 243 amino acids. The transcript is spliced from 3 exons.